Messenger RNA from Tuber melanosporum (Perigord truffle), 642 nucleotides. RefSeq lists its product as uncharacterized. The record is from RefSeq and is a predicted model, not a curated record. Bases 63 to 308 code for a protein of 81 amino acids. NCBI's taxonomy places the organism in Eukaryota, Fungi, Ascomycota, Pezizomycetes, Pezizales, Tuberaceae. The transcript is spliced from 2 exons.
CCACCACACGCGCGCACUCACACACCCACCCACACACGUCUGUCAGAUAGAUCGCAGCAAACAUGAUGAUAUAUCCCAUCUUUGUUCCCCUCCCUCUACCAGGAGAGCAAAUUCCUCGACCUGGAGCCACUCGAAAGCUUAUAAAGUCCUGUCUUUCGAAAGGGUGGAAUCGAAUCCAAAAAGACAUUUUACCAGCAUGCAAAGCGAAGCGGUGCGUUGGCCGGUUCAGACCUUCCUUAUCUGAGAAGGAUGUGAGCGCAAAGCGGAAUCAAGUCAUUCGCUGCGGUGGAAAAUAUAUACGAUUAUGAGGGAACGUUUUCUGAACUCUCGCUCUCACCGUCCCCCUCCAUCUAUGCACCAUCAAUCCCUUUUUCCUUUGGAGUUUGGCCGGCGUUCUGGGGUGGAUUUUGCGGACACGGAUUCUACGGACACACCAUUUCCUUCUCCUACUCACAAGAUUUACUGUUUUCCCUCGGUGCUUACCAUCCACUCAUUUCUCAAUCUUUCCUACACCCUUACCUUUGAGUUGUAACUUAGCUUAGUUCGGACGUGGUGAAUUAUGCUCUCAGUAUUGUCGUGGAAAAGGGACAGUUGCUUGAAUUCCAUGGUAGUAUAAUACGAAUUGGAGCUAUCGAGACACCG